AUGAGUGACUACUCGGAUUCAGACCUGUCCGCUAACCAGUCUCCACCCAAGAAGAAAGGCAAACCCCAGAAGUAUACUAAAAAUGAUCUUUCGGAUGAUGAAGAGGAAGAGGAGGAGGACGACGAGGAAGAUGAUGGGGUUGAUGAAGAUGAGGAACCUGGCUUGACGUCGAAGAAAAAAAGGCGGAUGAACUUCGCAAUCAAGGACAUGUUCCAUGAUGAAGCUUCGGUGGAUGAAGAUGAUGAGGAAGAAGACGAGGAGUAUGAUGAAGAUGCAGAUCUUAUUGGUCCCGAAGACGAGGAAGCGUUGGAUGCUGUACCUGCAGCUCGUGAGCUAGAUUCACGCCGGAGAAUACGUGAAAUCAUGGAUCAGGAUGAGGAGGCGAUUGAAAGGUAUUAUCAAGAACGAUAUGAAAAUCAAGAUUACGUGGAUCGUUUCGGUGAUGGUGAAGCAAUGGCUGAUAGUAUUGUUCAAAAAGAGCGUCUUCCAGGCAUCAAAGAUCCUAAUCUUUGGGCACUUCGAUGCAAAAUGGGUGAAGAAAAAGCCACUGUAUUAGCGCUGAUGCGUAAGUUCAUAGCGUACCAGUUUUCUGACACUCCACUUCAAAUCAAAUCGGCCUUUGCAAAAGAGGGUUUAAAGGGAUAUAUUUAUGUUGAAGCCUUCAAACAAACUCAUGUUAAACAAGCCAUUGAAGGUAUCACUGCUUUACGAUUGUCCACCUAUAAACAGCAGCUUGUUCCAAUUGAGGAAAUGACAGAGGUUGUACGUGUGGUCAAAGAAACUGGUCAGCUUAAGCCUGAGCAAUGGGUCCGGAUUAAAUCUGGACUCUAUCGUGAUGAUUUAGCCUUGGUUGAAUAUGUGGAAGAUGCACAAAAUUUGGUGGGUCUUAAAUUAGUGCCACGAAUCGAUUAUGAGCGAAAACGUAAUCGUGGCACAGAGGCGGAGGACGAUAACAACAGUAAUAAUAAAUUUCGGCGUUUCAAACGUCCAGCUCCAGCGUUGUUCAAUGCAUCCAAACUGGCUGAUCGUGUGCAACGUGAUGGAUCAUCGUUGGUUUUUGAAGGGAAUCGAUAUGAUGCUGACGGAUUCCUGCAUAAACAAUUCCGUAUCAAUGCUGUUUUUACUGAAGGUAUUCGACCAACUCUAGCUGAACUCGAACGAUUUCAUCAUACUCCGGAUACUAGUAAUGCAGAGGUAACGUUAAGUCAUUGUUUCACACCUGGAGAUGUUGUUGAAGUAUGCGAAGGGGAUCUUAAAAAUCUUCGUGGUAAAGUGGUUUCAAUUGAAGGCAAUAACAGAAUUAUUGUUCAACCGAAUCAUUCUGAUCUACAUGAACCGAUACCUUUUACACCGAUUGAACUGAGAAAAUUUUUCAGUCAAGGUGAUCAUGUUAAGGUGCUCAGUGGUCGACAUGCUAAUGAGACUGGUUUAGUGAUACGUUUCGAUCCUACUCUAGCUGUUGUCCUAUCUGAUCAUAGUAUGAAUGAAAUGAAAGUUGCUCCGAAAGACUUACGUUUGUGGCAAGAUCGUGCUACAACUGUUGAGUCAUCUGGACAUGUUCAACUAAUGGAUCUAGUACAAGUUGAUCCUCAAACGGUUGGUGUUGUUGUCCAUGUGGAACGGGAUCAAGUGUCUGUCUUGACGUGUUUUGGUAAGGUGGUCAAUUUGAAGUCGAAUACAGCAUUGCGUCGAUUGAAUAGUGUUCGUCGACCACCACCACAGGCGUUGGAUCGUAAUGGGAAUUCUAUUCAGUUGAAACAAAUGGUUCGUAUAUUAGAGAAACCUCAUUGUGGAUUAGUCGGUGAAGUGAGACACCUAUAUCGUUCGUGGGCAUUCAUUUAUUGUCGUACACAUUUAGAGAAUGCUGGACUUGUUGUUGCCAAAACUCGUCAAUUAUCUGUGUUGACGACUUCGCAAGGUGGAAAUGAUCAGCAAGGAAGUAAUGAAGCUGGUAUGUCGGUGAAAACGGUCACACCUGUUGGAGGUGGUGGUGCUCGGAACUUUGGUGGUGGCAAUGGUGAAGGUGGACGGGGAAGAGGUAAUCGUAACGAACGUCAACUGGUCGGUAGAACAGCUUUAAUUGUUAAGGGUACAUUGAAAGGUCUGUUGGGUAUAAUUUGUGAUGCGACACCGACACAUGUAGUACUGGAAUUACACAGUCAAUUCAAGAAGGUGCCUGUAGCACGUGAGAAUAUGGCUUUGUUAGACAGUGGUGGUCGUAUUAUGGAGACACAGUAUGGUGCUACUGCUACACCUCGUAUUACACCGCUGCGUGAAAUGCGCACACCACAGUUGGCGUAUGGUUCCCAAACCCCUCAUGCAGCUAGUACGACUCCACGUGGUGACAGCACUCCGUUACCGAGUGCAUUUAACGCUGGUAUGGCUACACCGAAAAUCAACAAUCUUGAUGAUCCUAUGACUCCAAGUUCUAGUUUUCUAUGGACUUCAAGUGAUCAUCACCAAGACAAGAAUUUCAGCUUUGAUGAGAUAAGGAUGACUUUGAUGACGGUGGGGAAGUGA
Molecule: messenger RNA, 2520 nt
Organism: Heterobilharzia americana
Lineage: Eukaryota; Metazoa; Platyhelminthes; Trematoda; Strigeidida; Schistosomatidae
Source: the annotation of a GenBank genome assembly